Arachis stenosperma is the source of this 861-nucleotide messenger RNA. Its product is annotated as adenylate isopentenyltransferase 5, chloroplastic-like. Gene Ontology annotation, cellular component: mitochondrion. The record is from RefSeq and is a predicted model, not a curated record. NCBI's taxonomy places the organism in Eukaryota, Viridiplantae, Streptophyta, Magnoliopsida, Fabales, Fabaceae. Gene Ontology annotation, biological process: tRNA modification; cytokinin biosynthetic process. Gene Ontology annotation, molecular function: tRNA dimethylallyltransferase activity. The transcript has a single exon. Bases 1 to 861 code for a protein of 286 amino acids.
AUGGCUCCAAGUUGGAGUGUUUCGAGCUUGGGUAAGAAGAAAGUGUUGUUCAUAAUGGGAACAACAGGAUCUGGAAAAUCGAAACUUUCCAUCAACUUGGGGACCCAAUUCCCCUGUGAAAUAAUUAAUUCAGAUAAGAUCCAAGUGUAUAGAGGGCUGGACAUUGUGACGAACAAGAUGGCACCUUCCCAACAAGGUGACAUACCCCAUCACUUGCUAAGCAUAAUUGAUGAUCCUGACUAUGAUUUCACGGCUAAUGAAUUUUGCAAACAUGUUCAUGAUGCCCUUGAACUCAUAACCGAAAAAGGGAACAUACCCAUCAUUGUUGGAGGCUCAAACUCUUACAUUGAGGCAUUAGUGAAUGAUCCCAAGGGUGAGUUUCAAUCCAAAUAUGAUUGUUGCUUCAUUUGGCUUGAUGUGUCUCUCCCUGUUCUGUAUGAUUACUUGGACAUUAGGGUUGAUGAGAUGGUUGAUGCUGGUGUUGUUGAUGAGAUUCGUCGUGAGGCUUUUGAUCCCAAGAAUGCUGAUUAUUCUCGUGGGGUUAGAAGAGCCAUUGGAGUCCCUGAACUUCAUUACUAUUUUCACAUCCUUCAGAAUGAUUCAAGUGAUGUUGAUGAGGCUUAUAAGACUCGGGUCUUCCUUCAUGCAAUUGAUACCAUGAAGAUCAACACUCAUAAGUUGGCUAAGAAUCAAGUCACCAAGAUCAAAAGGAUGGUCAAUGAACUUGGUUGGAAGAUGACCAGAAUUGACUCUACACAAGUUUUUGAGGCUGUUUUAAGAGGAGAAGAUUACAACCAUCUUUAUCAAGAGAUUGUGCUCAAACCAAGUGUGGAGGUAGUUCGGAGGUUCCUAGAAUAUUGA